Molecule: messenger RNA, 384 nt
Organism: Podospora anserina S mat+
Lineage: Eukaryota; Fungi; Ascomycota; Sordariomycetes; Sordariales; Podosporaceae
Exons: 2
Coding region: 1-384 (127 amino acids)
Source: RefSeq, a predicted model, not a curated record
AUGGGAAGCCCGUGGGAAGCUCUGCCCAUUCGGAGUUCACUACCAGGAGCCAUCACGGCGCUGACCUGCCCUAGUGGGAAGGGGGAGAAGAAGGACAAGAAGAAGGACAAGAAGAAGGACAAGAAGAAGGACAAGAAGAAGGACAAGAAGAAGGACAAGAAGAAGGACAAGAAGAAGGACAAGAAGAAGGACAAGAAGAAGGACAAGAAGAAGGACAAGAAGAAGGACAAGAAGAAGGACAAGAAGAAGGACAAGAAGAAGGACAAGAAGAAGGACAAGAAGAAGGACAAGAAGAAGGACAAGAAGGACGACGAGCUUGGGACAGGAGAAGCUCAGGAUGAAGAAGGGGACACUGGGGCGUGGUGUCGAAACCUUCAACGCUGA